AAAAUAUUCACUUACUCCACCGCCAACCUGCAGUCCAAUUUCGUGGUAAUCCAAUAAAUCCUGACUUAUAACUCCAUCGAGCUGCGAUUCUCUGACGAUUCUCACACAUAAUACUCGCGAUACGAUUUUCACAUCACACGCGGCCCGUACUUUGAAUUUUACUCUUAUUCGGACAUUUUGUAGCUCUGAGCAAGUCUACAAAAUGUUAGGAGCCGGUCCAAGACUCAUCUCGGUGAAAAUCCGAUUAAUUUCGACGACGACGUGGUCCAAACUCCGGACGACGAUUCCCUCCAAUUUUGACUAAAGUUAUAGGCGAUUUGAAUCGUCAGCUACAUCGCCCGACCAAUCAGGACCGAGGAACCUUCGCGCCUCUAUCCCGAUUGGGUAACCAACGUGAACUUUGCCCCUCGCGUUCUGAUUGGUUAACCGAAAGACCAGAAGCACUUGCGGCGUCUACUGUUGCGCCCUCUCGCUCGUCUGACUGUACUAGACUAAUGUUAAAGACAUUUUUAUAUCGAUUUGGAUAUUAUUUAUAUAUAACGAUAUUAUAUAAGAUAUUUUAACUUAAUUAAAUGGCUAAUAUUGAUAUUGUGCACCAUUAAAUAUUGAUUAUUCCAUUUUCGAAAUAUUUAUAUGUAUGUUACAUGUGCAUUUGUGAUGAGAUAAUUUUGUACAGCUGCCUUUAGUAUGCAAUUAUAUGCAUCAGAUUUAGUCAGGUGUAGUGCAGAACAAGAGUAAUGCAUUGCAGUUUUGAUUGCAACUGAAGAAUCUCAGAUAAAUAAGUGCGAUAAAUAUCUCUUCUUUUGCCUAUGUGCUUGGACAAUCUGCAACAAAGAUUUUUAUUCUUGAUUUUGUUUGUAAAAUGCAAACAAAUAUGAUCUUAUAAAACUUGACGCUGUGUAUAAUUGCCAAGUGUGUAUGUAACUGCCAAUUUCUUGAAUUUUUUAAUGAGAAUAUAACUGAGAAUUCAAUAAUUUAUACACAAUGACUACAUUAAGUGGCUUUAUAGAAUUUUUCCAAAAAGGAAAGACAUUUAGACCGAAGAAAAGAUUUGCUCAUGGAACAUUACGGUAUUCUUUACAUAAACAAGCUCAAGCUUCCCUUAAUUCUGGUAUCAAUUUAAGAGCUGUUGUAAGAUUACCUUCUGGAGAAGAUUUAAAUGAUUGGAUUGCUGUUCAUGUUGUGGUUUUCAAUAGAAUAAAUCUUAUAUAUGGUACUGUAUCCGAGUAUUGUGAUUCAGCAUCAUGUCCAACUAUGAGUGGUGGAGCACGUUUUGAAUAUUUAUGGGCAGAUGGAGAAAUAAAAAAGCCAACAGCAUUACCAGCACCACAAUAUGUUAGUCUUCUUAUGGACUGGAUUGAAACUCAAAUUAAUAAUGAAACAGUUUUUCCAGUAUCGACAGAUGUGCCAUUUCCUAAAACAUUUAUACCAUUAUGCAGAAAAAUCUUAACACGUCUCUUUAGAGUUUUUGUCCAUGUAUAUAUCCAUCAUUUUGAUCGUAUUGUAGCGAUAGGAGCAGAAGCACAUGUGAAUACAUGUUACAAGCAUUUUUAUUACUUUGUAACAGAGUUUGAAUUAAUUAAUUCUAAAGAGUUAGAGCCAUUAGCUGAAAUGACUGCCAAAGUUUGUAAAGAUAGUGCUUCCCCUACUCAAAGCACAGUAUCAGAUAAUCAACAUAGAUAAUUAUUUUAUAGUUAUUUGUCUAACACGAACAAGAUUAUACAAUUUACAGUAAACUAACAGAAUCUCCAAAAAAAAUAUAUAUAUAUAUAUAUAAAUUUAUUACAUGAAAAUAGGA
This is a messenger RNA of Nylanderia fulva, 1798 nucleotides long. RefSeq names its product MOB kinase activator 3 (gene Mob3). NCBI's taxonomy places the organism in Eukaryota, Metazoa, Arthropoda, Insecta, Hymenoptera, Formicidae. The record is from RefSeq and is a predicted model, not a curated record.